UUGAAGCCUCAAAAAUGUGCUUUUACUUCGCAGGUCGUCUACGUGUUCGAUUUCGGAUUGGCUCGUCAAAUACUAAUCCCAGAUGAAAGUGGCCGAUUAAAAUUACGUGAGCCUAGAAACAAGGUUAUGUUUCGUGGGACUGUCCGUUAUUGUUCGCUGAAUGUGCAUCAAUAUAAAGAACAAGGUCGGCAUGACGACUUGUACGGUGCGCUCUUUUCGAUGAUCGAAUGUUUAACAGCCAGUCUACCAUGGAAAGGAAUGAUACGAAAGGAGGCAGGAAAAAUUAAAGAAAACACAACUGACAGUGCAUUAUGCAAGGGAUGCCCGCCAUCGUUCUUAGAUAUGGCGAAGGUUCUGCGGAAACUGACGUAUCAUGAUAUUCCUCCUUAUAAAAACUUCAUGGAAAAGUUGAAACAAGACUUACCAAGCAAGUUAAAAAUGACGGACCCCUAUGAGUGGAAUAAGCCUGGCGAAAAGCUCGCCGAAGGUGAAGGUGAUGCCAUUAAGAGCGACCGUGCAGAAGCUGAUAAGGGUGGCAAUAAGGAUGACAACACAGUGAAUGAAAUAGACGAGAGUGUUGUUACUGAAGAAAGGAACACAAAUAUCAGCUGUGAUCAAGAUGAUUUUGCCAAAGGAAGACACUCUUGA
Molecule: messenger RNA, 648 nt
Organism: Ostertagia ostertagi
Lineage: Eukaryota; Metazoa; Nematoda; Chromadorea; Rhabditida; Trichostrongylidae
Source: the annotation of a GenBank genome assembly